Molecule: messenger RNA, 692 nt
Organism: Racocetra fulgida
Lineage: Eukaryota; Fungi; Glomeromycota; Glomeromycetes; Diversisporales; Gigasporaceae
Source: the annotation of a GenBank genome assembly
AUGUCCGCAUAUCCUACAGAUACCACAAACCCUGCAUUUCCUGAAUCACCGACCCUUCCACCUGAUAAUAAUGUCUCAGAAGAUCCUCGCCUAUCGAUUUCUCCUAAUAAUCCAGUCUCUUCUUCAAUUACUCAACAAACAUCAUCGUCCAAUCAACCUAACCAACGUGGUCCCACGCCGGCUGGCAGCCAAUCUCCGAUAGUAACAGUGACAACAGCAACGAGAAGACAUUAUCAUCAUCACGGAGGAGGAAGAAAGAAUUAUCAAGAUCCUCAUACACAUAUGCCUCAAGCACCACCAGUUCCUCCUGCGCCUGCACCAUCAAUGUACUGGUCAAAAAUGAGGACUCAUGGCAAUAUUCCGUCAAGACGCCGUGCACAUACCACCGCCUAUUAUAAUAAUUGUAUCUAUGUUUUUGGUGGUGGUGAUGGGGUUCGUGCCCUCAACGAUGUCUACAAAUUAGAUAUAUCUGACAUGAACAAUUUAGUCUGGCAAAAGCUAGAAACAACUGGGAGAGCACCAAUUUCUAGAGGUUAUCACACCAGUAAUCUCGUUGGAAAUAAGCUUGUGGUAUAUGGCGGUAGUGAUGGUCAUGAGUGUUUUGAUGAUGUUUUUAUGCUGGACUUAGAAACAAUUGGAUUAGUGUUAAUAUUGAAAAUUCUCGCCAACGGCUUUCACAUACUGCAACACAA